AUCAGCAAGCAAGCAUUAUGUAGACAAUGCCCCAACACUGAGCUACCGCAGAGCUACUCGGCCUACGUCACCGCUCUCUACUCUUACCUCUUCGACCUUUUUUUCUUUCUCUGCUAUGCAAACGCUCUUAUUGCCGGCGGCGGCUCGCGCGGGCUUCUACUCUGCCGCACCACCGCCGGCUUUGUCGGCGGCCGGGCAUGCGGCUCCUACACUCCAUCACCACCACCGCUUCCAUUUACGAUCAAUCCCCAACUUCACUCUCACCGCCGCCAAUUCUCUCUUCGCCUUCAAAGCUAUGAAAGCAUUCCACUCUGUUUCUUCCUCUUCGUCAUCGCCUUCAACGCCUUACAGUGCUCCGAAGCACAGAGGAGCAAAACUUUCCUUUGCUGUUAAUGUGAGGGCUUCAUCUUCUGCUUCUCCAAUCUCUCCCACUUCCACUCCCCCAAAUGACGAGUCUGAGAAAGCCAAGCUCGCUCAGGUAGCGAAGAGAUUAGAGAACACUUCGAGGUAUUUCAAGAGGUUGGGGAGUUUAGGGUUUUGGGGUCAGCUUGUAUGCACUGUUGUAGCUGCUGUGAUUCUUUCUUUCUCUGUUGUUAUCACCGGGAAGGUCAGCUCGCCGGCCACGUUUUACGCUACCGCUGGUGGGAUUGCUGCUGCUUUCGUAUCCGUGUUUUGGUCAUUUGGCUACAUUCGGCUUUCUGAGAAGCUCCGGAAAACUGCAAAUGACCCUUCAAAGGCUCCACCCCGAGCUGAUGUUGUGAAAAGCUUAAAAAAUGGCAUAGUUGUGAACAUCCUGGGUAUGGGCGCUGCUAUUCUUGGCAUGCAAGCCACCGUGGGAUUAUUGGUUGCAAAGGCUCUUACUUCCUCAGCAAAUCCAUACUACCAGGGCAUUUCUCCUGGUUACAGUCCUGUUCUUGCAUUGGAUGUAUUCUUGGUUCAGGCAUCUGCAAACACUAUCCUAUCUCAUUUCCUGGGGCUCGUUUUCUCGUUGGAGCUCCUACGCUCAGUGACGUUACCAGCUGCAGAGGGCAUCCCUAUCCCCAGACUAGCAUAAAUUCAGUCAAGAAAUGUAAUUAAAGAUGGUGUAUUUCAAAGCUAGAGGUGAAUUGUUUUGGGUCCAUGACCCUCGAGUGAUACAAAUUUCGUUCAUGAGAUUACAUUUCAAGCUCAAAGCUGUCCAUUUUAUUUGCAGAA
This is a messenger RNA of Ziziphus jujuba (common jujube), 1194 nucleotides long. Its product is annotated as protein TIC 21, chloroplastic. The record is from RefSeq and is a predicted model, not a curated record. NCBI's taxonomy places the organism in Eukaryota, Viridiplantae, Streptophyta, Magnoliopsida, Rosales, Rhamnaceae. The coding region runs from base 116 to 1054 and encodes 312 amino acids. The transcript has 4 exons.